Puccinia graminis f. sp. tritici CRL 75-36-700-3 is the source of this 357-nucleotide messenger RNA. RefSeq lists its product as uncharacterized. The transcript is spliced from 2 exons. The record is from RefSeq and is a predicted model, not a curated record. Bases 1 to 357 code for a protein of 118 amino acids. Lineage: Eukaryota; Fungi; Basidiomycota; Pucciniomycetes; Pucciniales; Pucciniaceae.
AUGACUAGCAUAUCUUACUUGUACAGCUCUCCAGACUUGAUCAACUACUUCAAAGAGACUAUUAAGAAUAUUGAGACUGUGGUCUCCCAAAUGGAAGAAGAAACUGUGGAAGACAAUCCUACGAAAGACCGCCGGGCCAUCGAUCUGGCUAAUGCCGUUCAAAUCAAACAGAUCCAAGAACAAAUUGCCAGUUAUUGCGCCAAAAGACAUGUCCUUGACUCCUUGGUCCCUGACGCGUUGGUGAUUUGGAAUAUUUGCAGGGUCCGACUUGGAAGAGAUCCGAUUCGCAUAGCAAGCUGGGCACCUAUAACUGCAUCUAGCACCCCCUCAAUGGGAAGCUUGGCUACCAAGAAAUAG